This is a messenger RNA of Truncatella angustata, 909 nucleotides long. RefSeq names its product mitochondrial carrier domain-containing protein. Gene Ontology annotation, biological process: transmembrane transport. The transcript has a single exon. NCBI's taxonomy places the organism in Eukaryota, Fungi, Ascomycota, Sordariomycetes, Amphisphaeriales, Sporocadaceae. The coding region runs from base 1 to 909 and encodes 302 amino acids. Gene Ontology annotation, molecular function: transmembrane transporter activity. The record is from RefSeq and is a predicted model, not a curated record.
AUGUCAGCAGACUUCUGGGCCGGAUACGUGAGCGGCGCUAUAGGCAUCCUUGUUGGCAAUCCCCUGGAUAUCCUCAAGGUCCGCCUGCAAGCCAAAGACGCGAUUGGUGCUCAGAGCGCCUCUUCAUACCUCCGCCAGUUCGAGGGCACCUCGUCUCUGAUCACGGGUACCGCCGCUCCCGUCUUGGGUUAUGGCGCCCUGAACGCACUGCUCUUUGUCUCUUACAACAGAAGCGAGGCUGCCAUCAAUAGCGCACUAGGCGUCCAGUCCAGUCUGUGGACUACCUGGGUAGCAGGUGCUAUCGGCGGUCUGACCACUUGGAUAGUCAGUACGCCGACUGAAUUAAUUAAAUGCAGAGCCCAGCUCUCGUCUCCUCCCAAGUCAAGCUGGAGUAUUACAAAAUCGAUCAUCCGGAAUGAGGGCGUCAGAGGGUUGUACUUUGGUGGCGCGGUGACGGCCCUGAGGGACAGCAUUGGUUAUGGCUUUUACUUCUGGUCGUAUGAGUUAAGCAGCCAACUGAUGGUCUCGUCCUCGAGCCGCAAGCCUUCCUUCGCAGAGGAUGCUGCAAAGGUUCUUGUAUGCGGAGGGUUGGCUGGUGUGGUGACUUGGGCUAGUAUCUUCCCGCUUGAUGUGAUCAAGACAAGGGUGCAGGCGCAGACUUCGAACCCAGAGGCGCAAUCCCUAAUAAGCAACCCACUGGCACCAAGAGAAAGGCUUGGUGCGGUCGGGAUUGCAAGGGAAGCAUACAGGGAAGGAGGAACUCGAGUGUUCUUCAGAGGACUAACCAUCUGCAGUGUUCGAGCUUUUGCUGUGAAUGCAAUCCAGUGGGCGGUGUAUGAGUGGAUCAUGUUCGAGUUCGGGGAGAGGAAACGUAGAGUAGUCGAGCCCGAAUCAACGCAGGUUCCUUAA